Molecule: messenger RNA, 2573 nt
Organism: Durusdinium trenchii
Lineage: Eukaryota; Dinophyceae; Suessiales; Symbiodiniaceae
Source: the annotation of a GenBank genome assembly
GUUGGGGCUCCCACGCGAGCAUGCGGGCACACUUGGAUGAUCAGGCCUCCGGCUCCUUGCAGGGCGGCAUCCCGAGCACCUACCUGACGGCCCGCAACCUGGACCUUUGCAGUGUUUGUGGCCUCACGGCAUGCCAACGAAAGCAGGGAGGGUGGCAGCUUGCCACCGUUGCAGAUCGCAAUUCGAUGACUGCAUGGGCUGAGCUUUGCAUGCUGCCUAAAGCCGUCCUGCGGCCUCCGCCACGGGGAGGGGCCCACCGUCAACUACAAACCUGUGCCUUCACCCAGCGUCGCUGCGCUCGCUGGCUCGAAGGAGAACGGCACGAGCUUUGGGAAAUCAACCGGCGGGGGGGGCCGCCCGUCGCUUUCGCCCCAGCAGUGCGGACAGCGAUGAUGACACUGAUGAGUCCCUCGACACUGGGCGGCAAGCCCGUUGCAUGGCCUUGGCUGCAGAGGGGGAACUUUCUCGGGCUUGCGCUUCGCUUGUUGACCCGCUUCUUCUGGAAAAAAAAAGCUGUUGUCCUUGCAGCUCUCCGGGCGAAACACCCCACCGCCGCCCCAGCGCGGCCAAGUUUGCUUGGAUCUGGGCCUUGCCCCGCCGGAUCCACCCCGGACUUUUCCGUCGAAGAUGUCGUCAGGGCUGCCCGCAGCUUUCGCUGUGGUAGCGCUGCCGGCCCGUCUGGCCUUCGUGGGGAACACUUGCGGGAGGCCUUGGACAGCGCCCAUGACGAUGAAGUUGCAGCCCACCUCACCCGAGUUGCGCAGCUGCUGGCGCGCGGAGAAGCCCCCCUAGAGUUGGCCCAGCACCUCGCCGGCGCCACUCUGCACGCCCUGCCCAAAGGGGCCGACGAUAUUGGCGUGGCGGUCCCACUUGGGUCUGAAGCAGCGGUGCAUUGCUCCCGGCACUGGGUCCAUGCCAACCGUAGCAACCCCAACAAAGUUUUCCUGAAGUUGGAUUUUGCGAAUGCUUUCAACACGGUGGACCGUGCAGCCUUGUUGAGGGAGGUGCGCCUCCGGCUCCCGGCCCUUUCCCCGUGGGCAGAGUGGUGCUACAGCCAUCACACAAAGCUGCUCUUCCAAGGAGAGGUUCUCACUUCAGAGGCCGGCGUGCAGCAAGGAGAUCCACUUGGUGACUGCGCGGCUGUCAGUGCUGCUGUGGGCCGGUUGGUGAACGCGGCGCGCCAGCUUGGGCUCCAGCUUAACGCCAGCAAGUGCGAGCUCACGACCCUGAAUGGCCCUCAGACCAACCUGGAUCCCAGCCUUUUCCCAGCCGGUUUCCAAGUUAACGAUACCGGAGAAUUUGUGCUUCUCGGGGCCGCGGUCGGGAGCCCCGGCUUUUGCCACCAGCACACGUUGCAACGGGCAGAGAAAACCAAGCCCCUCCUGCAAGCUCUGAGCAAAUUAGCCGACAGUCAGACCGCGCUGCUGCUGCUACGACAUUGUGCUUCGUGGUCGAAAUUGGUCUAUUCCUGCCGGGUCACCCCGCCGCCUUUUCACCAGGAUGCCUUGCAGAGCUACGACGCUGCGGUUCUUCAGUGUCUUGAACUUUGCUGCUCGGGGCCGCUCACCCCGUCAGCCUGCAUACAAGCAUCCUUAUCCACGAAAACUGGUGGCCUUGGCCUCCGAAGCGUGGUUCGUCACAGUGGGGCAGCUUACACUGCCUCUGUCCUGGCCACGCUUGGGACCUGCUCCCUGAUCCUUCAGCAAUACAGCCCAAGCUUGGACGCCAUCAUCUCCAACUUGAAUGGAACGUUGCUUGCUGCUGACCAUGUUCCUUUCCCACCGCCGCCUUCCCUUCGACAACAGGAUUUGUCACGGGCGGUGGAUCGGAACACGGCGGUGCAGCUUGCUUCUGCCUUAUCUGGGCCUGGGCAUGAAGCUGCGCGAGCACACCUUCAACUUUUACAAGAACCAGGGGCUGGCGCGUGGCUGCAGGCGUUGCCCUGUGCCGCGCUCGGGCUUCACGUGGACAGUGCGCUGUUCCGCAUCAUGGUUCGCCUCCGGCUUCGGCUCCAACUGCAUUCAGAAGAUGCCCCUUGCCGCUUCUGUGAUGGAGUCUGUGACACUUAUGGGGACCAUGCACGAGUGUGCCCCUGCGGAGGUGACCGCACCAAGAGGAUGGCACUCGGCAGGGGAAUGGCCGCCGCCCUGCAGAUGUGUACAUCCCGCACUGGGGCCUUCGGGGGGCCGGCUGCCUUUGACCUGGCCGUCACUUCUGGGCUACGUACUGGUGCAACAGCUGGCUCUGCUCAAGAGGGCGGACGUUCCGCAGCAGAUUACGAGGCGCGCAAGCGUGCUCACCAGCAGACCGAGGCAUCCUGUGACGCGGCGGGGAUCCAGUUUGUUCCACUUGUUGCUGAAGCAUGUGCUGGAGGAUGGGCGCCCACUGCUGUCGCCACCUGGAAACAAGUGGCUCGUGCCGUGGCCGGCCGCGCUGGCGACAGUGCCUCGGUUCUUGUCGACCGACUUCAGCAGUCCCUGUCGUUGACCUUGCAGAGGGAAAAUGCUCGCGCGAUUCUUCGCCGAGCCGGCGACAACCCUUCUGCAGGGGCUUUGCAUUUCGACACUCCUUGA